Messenger RNA from Neofelis nebulosa (Clouded leopard), 3465 nucleotides. RefSeq names its product ankyrin repeat domain 55 (gene ANKRD55). NCBI's taxonomy places the organism in Eukaryota, Metazoa, Chordata, Mammalia, Carnivora, Felidae. The transcript is spliced from 17 exons. Gene Ontology annotation, molecular function: protein binding. The record is from RefSeq and is a predicted model, not a curated record. Bases 730 to 2571 code for a protein of 613 amino acids.
CCUCUUUAUCUGCUUCUGCAUUUGGUUUCUUUUCAGGGUAUGGUCAGAUGCUUCCCUUCACCCUAUUGAGAGUGAGCUGAAAUGCCAACAGGGCAGAGGUUUCCAUGGUCAGCACAGCCUUAGCCACUGCAGUGUGUUUCUGAAGAGUCAGUCCAGCUGUGUUAAACUGUACAAUGGUCCUUUAUGGGGCCAAAGCAGAUAGGACCGUGCAGAGUUGAUCAGCCUGGGAUGAACUGAGACAGGAGUGCCCCUGCUGUGAUAGAAGCAGCAUAUUCAGGGCACAUGUUAUAAGUCCAGAAGAGAAAGGAAAUAGGGAGUUUCUGAGAAGAGGGAGAGAGAUGCGGGAAUGGCUGUGUAGAUAAAAUGAAUGCCUGCAUCCCCAUCAUGAAUUGUGCAGUCAGAAAGGAAGUUCUGCACAUCCUCAACCAAGCGGCAGCAGGAAGACCAUGGAGCGUGACCAUCAAGGCCCACCAUCAUGACACCUGAGAGAAACAGAUAUCAAGCAAGCUUGGGUGCAGUUUUGCAGCUUAAAGAACAAAUGAGGGUGGAAAGUGGAGGGGCAUGCCCACAGCUGGAGAGACUCCAUGAAAGGCCUGGGAGAACAUGGUGAGAAGGUGGCCAUCUACAAGCCAGGAAGAAAACCCGCACCAGAAGCCAAACCCUGCUGGAACCUUGAUUUUGAACCUUCCAGCCUCUAAACCUGGAUGCUUUUUGCCAUUCUGAUGGUAAAUGAUGAGACAGGCAACCAUGGAUUUCAGCACUCCAUCUGUGUUUGACCAGCAAAAAGGUGACUCAUCUGAGGAAGUUGACCUGACCAUGGUUUAUCAGGCAGCUUCUAAUGGAGAUGUCAAUGCUCUGACCUCAGUAAUUCGUGAAGACCCUUCCAUCCUAGAAUGCUGUGACAGUGAAGGAUGUACACCCUUGAUGCAUGCAGUUUCUGGACGUCAAGUGGACACAGUGAAGCUGUUGUUGAAGAUGGGGGCCAAUAUUAACAUGCAGGAUGCUUAUGGCCGCACAAGUCUAUGCCUGGCAACCUAUCUGGGUUGGCUAGAAGGUUGUGUGAGUCUGCUCAGGAAUGGUGCCAAGCACAAUAUCCCAGAUAAAAAUGGCCGUCUGCCACUGCAUGCUGCCACUGCUGAGCCCGAUGUGAGGCUCCUAACAGUGUUGGUGCAACAGUCAAAUCUCAGCGAGAUUAAUCACCAGGACAAUGAGGGAAUGACACCACUUCACUGGGCAGCUUUCCACAACCGGCCUCAACACACCCAAAUGCUGCUGAAGAAAGGAGCAGACCCCACUCUUGUGGAUAAAGACUUUAAAACAGCUUUGCACUGGGCAGUCCAGAGUGGAAAUAGAAUUCUGUGUUCCAUCAUCCUGAGCCACCACCAGGGUCCAUCCAUAAUCAACUAUGAUGACGAGAGUGGGAAGACAUGUGUGCACAUUGCCGCAGCAGCAGGCUUCAGCGACAUUAUUAACGAACUGGCGAGAGUGCCUGAGUGCAACCUGCAGGCUCUGGAUGUGGACGACAGGACACCGCUGCACUGGGCUGCAGCUGCAGGGAAGGCAGACUGUGUGCAGUCACUGCUGGAGCUGGGCAUGGACAGCAACCUGCGAGACACCAAGGAGAGCACACCCCUCGCCUACGCCCUGUACUGUGGCCACACAGCAUGUGUCCAACUCCUCUCCCAAGAGAGUAGAACAGAGCCUACUCGACCCUUUCCUUCCCAGAGCAAUAGACCCCAGAAGAAGGAGGGACGAUUCAGCAUGCUCAACCAAAUCUUCUGCAAAAACAAAAAAGAAGAGCAGAGAGCCUAUCAGAAGGAUCACAGCAGGGAUCGACACAGGGGGGAGCACACCUCGGAAGUCGAUGACAUCAUCACCACCUUUGAUGGCAUCGUGGAUACCAGCUGCCAAGAAGGGCCAGGCGAUCAGGUGGCUAUGAUUGACCUUAAGAAGCGGACCUCAGAGAAUUCAAAACAUCUCUUGCUAGAAAAGAAGCCUCUGGGCCCCAAGGGGCUUCCACCAAUCAGAACGCAGAGUCUCCCACCCAUCACCGUGGGCAGUCACUUCCUGACAGCUUCCCAGGGGACCACUUCCCAUACUGGUCUGAGCUCUGGUAGUCAUCAUAUGGCCCAGCGAUCUCAGAAAAGCCGCAGUGAGCAGGACUUACUGCAUAACAGAACUGGUUGCCAAGCAUUGCUAGAUAACCCCUGGAGAGGCGAUUCUAACCAGGUGUUCUGUAAGGCUGGGACUGUGUCUUCUUCUGAUAAACUGCUGGACAGAUUGCUCACCAGUGGCUCUGGUCACCAGGAGGUCUUUGGGCUGCCACAUCUUCCUCAUCUACAUAAUCCUUCAUCAGGACAAAAUUUUCAGCAUCUGUCCCCAAACAGACCCCAAAUCAGGGAUCAUCCUUUCACCCGGAACAACCUAGCUCCCUUACCAGACCAAAAAUUUCUAUCUGGAGAAUCUCUGAGGACAAACCGAGUGCUACCUGCUAUUCCAAGCCAACGGGGACACAGCACAGCAGGCAAAGAAAGUGAAAACUUUGUCAAUCCCACCAAUGAUGAGAAUUAGCUGUGGCUCACUGACUGUAAAAAUAGGGAUUAUAUAUAUUUUCAACUGUCAAGGGAUAAGAUUACUCUAGUUUGUGAGAACAAAGACUGAUUCAGUAAAUUGCAUUCUAGAAGCCAUUCACAGUUUUACAACUCCUUCCUAAUGACAUUUCCCAAACAAGCACUUGGAAUCUUUGAUUAUAUAUAUAUUUUAAGUCUGUGAGUUGCUCUGACCUCUACAUGCCAAAACUAAAAGUCAGAAUAUGUUAUCAGCAGGGAAACAGCUAUGUUUGGCUUGCACUGUGGUAUCAGCAGAGAUUUUUUUUUUCCUGAACGAUUUUAUGUUCUAAAAAUGUAUGCUUUGCUGAAUAAAAAAAAAAAACAACAAAAAGCAUAUUCCAUAGUUUUCUUCACAUUCAUUGUAAUUCUACCCUUGGUUGAUGAAACUUAAUUAAAAUGAAAGUAGCAAAUUCCUUUAAUCACAGUUUAGUCACAGUUUUUGGCUUUUAAAUGUACAAGCUUCUGUAAAAUAUUUUCUAACAUCUGAUCCUGGUAACAGCCCAAAUCAUUUGCCAAUGUUUAUGUAUCUUCUUUGUUAUUUGAUUAUUUCCACCUAUUGUCACUUUCAGAUGUGAUUAAUAGUGAGAAGAUCAUGUGAGUUGGAAGGGUCUACAUCCUGGCCUAACAGAAUGAAAUCGGCACUUCUCAUACAUUCCUCAAAUACUCUAUGUAUUUAAUCAUUCUUUUUUAUGUUUCAAAAUAAUGGUCUCUGCCCACUCAAAAUGUUUCCAAAGUUAUGACUUAGUAAAGUUUGAAAGGGUACUACUAACUGUAGAUCUUACUUAAGAUGUUUAUGUGUUGUUGAGACUGAUUUAAAUGUCAAGGCCCAGCCAUAUAAGAUUAUAGCCAUUCCAUG